Messenger RNA from Alternaria ethzedia, 1488 nucleotides. RefSeq lists its product as uncharacterized. Lineage: Eukaryota; Fungi; Ascomycota; Dothideomycetes; Pleosporales; Pleosporaceae. The transcript is spliced from 5 exons. Gene Ontology annotation, cellular component: nuclear proteasome complex; proteasome regulatory particle, lid subcomplex; cytoplasm. The coding region runs from base 1 to 1488 and encodes 495 amino acids. The record is from RefSeq and is a predicted model, not a curated record.
AUGUCUCGCGGAGAAGUGCUCAAGGCCGACAAGGACUUUACCAAGGAGGUCGAUGCGGCUAUCCCAGAGGCGGAGAAGCUAGCUUCUAGCAACCCGCAAGCUGGAAUCGACAAGCUGCUCACGCUCGAGAAGCAGACUCGUCAGGCCUCAGAUCUCGCCUCGACUUCCCGCGUCAUAAUCGCCAUCGUCACAAUAGCAAAGAAUGCGAAGGACUGGAACUUGAUGAACGAGCAGGUCCUGCUCCUCUCCAAGAAGCAUGGACAGCUGAAGCAGGCCACCACCAAGAUGGUGCAGACAGUCAUGGGAUUCCUGGAUGAGACUCCAAACCUAGAGACAAAGCUGUCCGUCAUCGAGACGCUGCGGACAGUCACAGAAGGCAAGAUCUUCGUCGAAGUCGAGCGUGCCCGAGUAACCCGCAUCUUGUCCAACAUCAAGAAGGAGCAGGGCGAUAUCGAUUCAGCGACGGAUAUCCUUUGUGAGCUGCAAGUCGAGACCUUUGGUUCCAUGACCCGUCGCGAGAAGACCGAAUUCAUCCUACAACAAGUGGCGCUAUGCAUACAAAAGGGCGACUGGACACAGGCCGGUAUUCUGAGCAGGAAGAUUAGCACACGGUACUUUGCGCGGAGACCGAAGAAGACCCCCGAGCAGCUGGAGAAGGACCAGAAGGAGCGGGAAGAAAAGGAGAAGAACCGGAGCGCCGACGACCCGCCCAUUGAGCCUGAGGACGAUGUAACGGACCUGAAGCUCAAGUACUACGAGCAGCAGAUUACCCUGGCCAAGCACGACAACAAGUACCUGGACGUCUGCAAGCACUACCGACAAGUACUGGAUACCGAGGCUGUGGAGGAGGACCCCAACAAGCUUCGAGCAAUCCUCCAGCGCGUCAUCUACUUCAUCAUACUCGCACCGUACGACAACGAACAGUCCGAUCUCAUCCACCGCAUCCAACGCGACUCGCGCAACUCUCAGAUCCCACAAGACGCACAAUUAGUUAAGCUCUUCACUGUGCCUGAGUUGAUGAGGUGGCCGAUGGUUGCGAAGCAGUUCGGGCCUCACCUCACGGAGACUGAUGUAUUCGACGCGGAGAAGGACGACUCGGAUGACCCCAAGGCAUUCCAGAGGUGGCAGGAUCUCCGCAAGCGUGUCAUCGAGCACAACGUUCGCGUCGUGGCCAAGUACUACACACGUAUUCAGAUCCCACGCUUGACAGAGCUGCUAGAUCUGACCGAGGAUGAGACGGAGAAGAACAUUAGCGAGCUGGUGUCUGCAAAGACCAUCUACGCCAAGAUUGACCGACCCGCCCGCAUCGUCACUUUCUCGAAGCCCAGGGACGCAGACGAUGUGCUGAACGAAUGGAGUGGAAACAUGAAGAGUUUGUUGGGUCUGCUCGAGCGCGUUGACCAUCUCAUCACCAAGGAGGAGAUGAUGGCGCGAAUUCAACCCACAAAGGUGGACAAGAGCAAGGCGGCCAAGGGCAAGGCGAAAUAG